This is a messenger RNA of Daldinia decipiens, 1143 nucleotides long. RefSeq lists its product as uncharacterized. Lineage: Eukaryota; Fungi; Ascomycota; Sordariomycetes; Xylariales; Hypoxylaceae. The coding region runs from base 184 to 939 and encodes 251 amino acids. The transcript is spliced from 2 exons. The record is from RefSeq and is a predicted model, not a curated record.
AAUUCAUAUUAACCAGUUUACUCCCUACGAAUUCAGAUGCAAUAUCUCAGAAGCACGUCGUAGUUGUUCUGGGUGCUUGUGGAUAGGUAUCACUAGAAUAGGGGGGUAUUUACUGUCCAGCUCCUCUAGGAUCUAUUCUCAGCCAUAUAUUAACGAAGAACCCUGUCGAGGAUUAUUGUCACUAUGGCUAUACCGGUUAUCUCCUCUCAUAAUCCAGCAAACAGCGACGUCUAUAUAAAAGCCCUCAUGAUUGACUAUGCUUUUUCAAAUUACAAAUAUGUCAUGACCCCUAAAGAAGCCGAGGAGAUUUUGACGAAACCAUAUUGGGACGAUGUUGACGCUUUUUGUAUUUAUAUGAUACAAGCGAACUUUGGACAACCAGUGUCUAGGACAAGUAACGUAAGGCUUCCUAGUGCAAUAAAUAUAUACACUGACGAAGAGCUCAACGCCAUGGAGUCAGGGUUGGUUGAGCUCUCGCCUCCUAGGAAUGAGCUCAACACGAGUGAAGAGUUGAAUGUGGAAAAUACGCAGUCAAUUAUGGGCAAUAACCAAGAAAGCCAUGUUAGAUCUAUGUCGCAACCCGAUAUUAGAAUCACCGAAGGGGAUUUUGAAAUCGAAUCCGAAAUCGAACCUGAAUUUGAAAGCGAGUACCUUCCUCCAUACUCCCCUGAAAUUCUUCCGGCAUAUACUCCUUUCGACAUUACAGAAAUUCCAUCCCUAAUAAGUGCCGAAGAGGCCAGGGAAAUCAGCAGCACAGAAGACAUCACUAUGUUAUAUGAUACCAUUGAAGGAAAUCAUGACGAGACAGAAAUGAGGGGCACCUCAAGACUUGAUUUCCUUUACAUUUUGAGUUCAAGAGUGAACAGAACGUUCCAGAAGGUGAAGCAAAAGCUCACCCGCGGCUUUAAGACUAUCUCACCCAAGAAGGCUCUACACUAGGUCUAACUGUUAGAAUCGGAAAAAAAGAUUCAAGGAAGAUAGUAGGUAUACGGAGGUGGACCUUUCCUUUUAACCAUGAUAAUAAGAAGCCCAAGCAGAGUGGUUAGGUGUUCAGACCAUUGAUGGCUUCGAUGCUUAUAAGUUAUAAUUGUCACCUGUUAAUAUGUUUAAAAGUAUGUUUAAGUACCGUAGUUAUUAUUAGUC